Messenger RNA from Capronia coronata CBS 617.96, 885 nucleotides. RefSeq lists its product as uncharacterized. Bases 1 to 885 code for a protein of 294 amino acids. The record is from RefSeq and is a predicted model, not a curated record. The transcript has a single exon. NCBI's taxonomy places the organism in Eukaryota, Fungi, Ascomycota, Eurotiomycetes, Chaetothyriales, Herpotrichiellaceae.
AUGCCACACACAAGUCGCAAGAAGAAGCCGGUUCAUAAGAAAAGAAAAGAGUUCGUGGACGAGGAGGGCUGGACCAGAAUCACAUCCACGACUUCAGUUAUCGGAGUGCCUCGCAAGUCAACCGCAGUGGAUUCUCAAACAGGAGGUUUCCACGGAAGACUUGAAGUCCCAAAUGUCCUCAAGCCUGCAGGCGUGACACCACGGCCCAUGAAACCCGUCAAAGGGACGACGGUGGACACGAUGCGUGCACAAUACAACAGAAUUGAAGCGAACUGGCUUGAGAGCGACCUGUGUCGGUCGCUGAAAGAGAUUCUGCGACGAUACCUAGGCGGAGGUAGACGUGAGAUCUCAAACUGUGUGGUUUUCGGCUCCGGGAGUUUCUGCGGAGACGAGAUACACUGGGUCGACAGGCACGAGUCGGCAUAUUACCAGAUCGCGGCUUUCAGGACUGUCGCGGACACGAUCGAACAAAUACAGGGUCAUUGGCCGCCUUGUUAUGCUCAAGAGCCGUUCUACAAUGAGCUGGAUGCGGCAUUCCUGGCCAACAUGCACAUUACCCGCGUGGACCAUCCUCAAGGAUUCAAUCUUCUCGACGAGGCCUCGUUCGUAUAUUCUCCAGCCGCAGAGCCCGAAGUCGAGCUUCGGAUCUUGAGCCAUGAUCCCGAAAUCUGGCUGCACAGGUCACUUGAACACCUGUUCUACUCGAAUGGAAUGACUGUUGAAGACGGCCAGGACGAUACCAGAAUCGACAGAGACAUGGCACAAGCAUUCUUAAAGACCCAAGAUUUUGCACAGCUACCCGAUUUCGAUCUUAAAAACUUUCCCUUCCACGGCUCUAUGCUCUGGUGGCGGAAGACUCUCGACCCAGAGGAGAAAGAGCCAUAA